Messenger RNA from Daldinia childiae, 1956 nucleotides. RefSeq names its product Zinc finger protein 41. NCBI's taxonomy places the organism in Eukaryota, Fungi, Ascomycota, Sordariomycetes, Xylariales, Hypoxylaceae. Gene Ontology annotation, molecular function: RNA polymerase II cis-regulatory region sequence-specific DNA binding; DNA-binding transcription factor activity, RNA polymerase II-specific. The transcript has 4 exons. The record is from RefSeq and is a predicted model, not a curated record. Gene Ontology annotation, cellular component: PcG protein complex; transcription regulator complex. The coding region runs from base 1 to 1956 and encodes 651 amino acids. Gene Ontology annotation, biological process: regulation of transcription by RNA polymerase II.
AUGAACAUCACAAAUAUGUUGGACAAGAAGAAUGCGGCGGCGGCAGCAGCAGCGGCAGCGGCAGGGUCAGGUCCUUCGCCGGAACACCAACUUCUUCCCCAUCCACAGCUGACUCCGAUCGGCAUGGAUCGUGCAAACUCACCGCACGGAUCCGAGAGCUCCUACCACUCAGGCCCCCGCCCUGGCCAGCAAUUAGAUGCCCUGAAUGGGAUGAGUAACGGUCGGCCUUAUGGUUCCCCCACUGCAAUGCAUGCAACGAUGGCCCUGUCCGACCCCAGUAUGCCUCCUACUAUGAUGAUUCCUGGCAUGCCGCAGCUCUCUCAUGCACUCUCUAUGCCCUACAAUAAGCCUCCUGAGCAGUCCCAGCAGCCACAACCUCAGCACAAGGCGUAUCCAUGCAGCACAUGUCAAAAAGCCUUUGCGCGGCGUAGUGAUCUGGCUAGGCAUGAGCGCAUCCAUAGCGGCAUUCGUCCGCAUGUCUGUGAUUUUGAGGGAUGCGGAAAACAGUUUAUCCAACGAUCAGCUCUGACGGUGCACCAACGAGUUCAUACCGGCGAGAAACCCCACAUGUGUGAACGAUGUGGCAAGCCGUUCAGUGAUAGCAGCUCAUUGGCCCGACACAGGCGUAUUCACUCGGGUAAACGGCCGUAUAAGUGCCCGUAUGCUAACUGUCAAAAGACGUUCACUCGACGAACUACAUUGACUCGACACCAAAAUUCUCAUUCUGGUACAGUUGAAGAGGCAGCGGCAGCUACAGCCAAUGCUCUAGCAGCACAGGCUAGCAGAAACGCAGCUCGCGUGGCUCGUAGUGACGGUGACCCUGGAUCAAACCAUGGUUCACCACUGAACACACCCUCGCCAGGCCAGAGACAUAUGUCUAUCUCACCUAGUGCCGAGCUCGCUGCUGCUAAUGCGAUGCGCAACAGCGAUUAUUCGUAUGUGGGCAAUGGCUCACUUCCGGUACAUAUCCGUACCGAUAUGCAGUCCCAGAGUCCUACUUCGGCCCCGGGCUACCCUACAGGCAUGCGACCUACUUCUCACCCAACGGUGUAUCCACCACCCCCUACUCUAGAGCCAAGUAUAGAGUCGCACCAGUCAGGUACCGGUAGCACAGGUGGAAGUCCUCAUAUGGGUAGUGUCGGAUGGCAAUCGCCUACGCACAUGGCUUCACCCACCCACAGCAACAGUGGCAAUAGCUACGUGUAUCCCGAUCCGGAUCAGCCAUUUCUGGGCAGCAACAACUUGGGCCAAAUGUAUUACAAUUCGGGCGCUCAAAUUCGACGACCAACAAGCACAGAACCCGGUUCGGCAGGUUAUGACGUUAAACCACGUCCUAACGAGCUGUGGGCUGCAUACGAUAAAUCCGAGUACCUAAUCGCACGUACCCGAGGCCCUGCAUAUUGGGUUGGUCCCGGAGAGGCAGCCGGUAUAAACUUCACCUGGGCCGGGCGCACGGGAAGCACCCGGGACGCGCACAAGCUCCUCCGGUUCGCACUAGAAAGCACGCCCACAACGACCCGCGGAGCACGCAACAGGCGAGGAGCGUCAGCUCCACCAUUGUCGCACCCCGGCACUCGCUCACCAACGUCGCCGUCCGCCAUGAACGGCAACAGUCCGACGCGGGGCCCAGCCCUCCAGCUGCGGCUCCUGGAAGCGCUCUUCCGGGCACACCACGAAUCCGACGGGGAUAUAUCGGACCGCUCGUUUCUCGCGGAGACGGCGUCGGCGGCGACGGGGUUCGCGACCGCCCAGAUCCGUGCCGUUCUCGAGGAUGCGAGCGAGGUGUGGGGCCGCGCGGUGAGUGCCUUGGUCGCGGAGGUGUCGUCCCCGCGGGGGCUCGCGGUGCGUGCUGUGCCUACGUUUGUGGUCAACGACCAUUAUGUGAUUGGCGGGGUGCAGAGCGCGGAGUUCCUGGUUGAUGAGUUUGAGAGGAUACGGAGAAGUGGGGGGAGGUAG